CAAGUCAUUAAAGCGGCAAUAUUAUAUUAAUUUAUUAAAUCACACUUGAUGUCAACUGAUACGAUAUAACAAAAUAAUAGAGAAAUAGUAAACAAAAUGCAUCGUAUUAAAAAUCAUAAAAUAAAGCGGGAGAUGUCGGACACAUCCUCAACAAGACUGCAAGACAAUCAAGAUCAUGAUUUGGCGUAUUACAUUCACGAUAGAGUGGAGUUGAUGCACCAAGUGUUUUCUGUAAUAAAACCGAAAGAUUUAAAGGCUAUGGCGCCAGAGUGCGUUCAACACAUUUCAAUAGAUGAUUUACAAGAGCUAUGUACUGAGGAGCUUUUAGGGAUAAGUUCGAAGCGUCUGUGCGCAAUAUUAGAUGGAGCAGAGCCACCAAGCGAUACAGAGUCUUCUGCCUCAGAACAAAUGGAGACUAUUUCCCUAGACAGCAUAUCAUCUGACGAUGAAAUUUUAAGCCAGCCCUGCACUAAAAACAAGAAACACAAACAUAAAAAACACAAAUCAAAAGUAAAGCACAAACACAAGAACAGUGACAGCAGUGACAAAGACAGGGAAAAAGUUGAAGACAGGUCGAAAGCAUCAAGAGCAGGUCUAACUGUAUUGGAACUACUUGAACUACAAGCCAGAGCGAGGGCUAUAAGAGCACAAUUACAACAAGACAAUAUUAGCAUGCCAGCAGAACAGACUGCAAACACAGAAAAAAAUGAUUCUUCAGAUGAAGUAGAGAUAAAAGAAGAACCUCCAGAAGUUGUGGAAAUCAGCAGUGAAGAUGAAAAGCCCAAAAUAGAAGACCUAAAUGUGAAACCUCCCCAGCAAGAAGAAUCUCCACAAAAGGAAGACAGUACACAAAGUAACACAGAAAAUUCGACUACAGUAAAAAGAAUAAACAACUUAAUUAUAACAGUUCCACAGGCAAAGCCUUCACGUAAAAUUAAAUUAAAACGGAAUAAAGUUGUGACUAUUUCAAUUAAUACUAGAACAGAAGACAAAGAUAAAGAAAAGACGGAUGAAAGUGGUGAUUGUAAUAUUGUUUCUGAAAGUACAUCCAAAAUAUUAACUUCACAAAAAUCUAACGAGAGUGAGCUUAAGCCAGAACAAAAUAAAAAUCAGAGUAAACCAAGAAAAAAGCAUAAGAAAAAGUCAAAACAGAUAGAAAAAGAUGGAAGUGAUCACGAUGAAAUAACUUUACAGCUCUCUGACACGGAAAAAAUGGAUCUACUUGAAGACCUAAAUAGAAAAGACUACGACAGUUUUACGAGUUCUGAUUCUAAAGAUUCUGAAAGUAGUUCUGAGAGUGGUUCGGAUAGAAUACCAGAAAAAUCAUUAAACAAUAAAAUCACUGAUACAUCUGUUGCUCCAACUGUAAAACAUAGUGAAAAGGAUACAAGUAAAAGUUUAGAUAAUGAUAAAGUAAAAAAAGAUAAACAAAUAUCAGAACAAACUAUUGAUUUAAUAACAGAUUAUUCUGAAGGAGUCGAGAAACCAGAAAUAAAAAGCAAUAAUAAUGGUGAAAGUUCUGUAGAUACCGAAACAACACAUUCGAAUAAUAAAAAUGACUGUGAAAAUAGUGAAAAAAUCGACAAUAUUCAACAAGACAGAGAAAAGUCUUCUUGUAUAGAUAAAAAUCAUGAAGAUGCAGAUCUUCCAAAAAUUGGUAAUGGGGAAGAUGACACUUUACAAGCCAUAAUAAAAGACAAGAAAAAUAAUGAUAAUGACCGGGAAUCCAACAAUGAGGAGCAAAUAGAAGAAGGUGAAAUAGUCAACAAAGAUUUAUCUGAAGGUGAAAUGUCCGACAAAAAUAAUUCUGACAUAGAUCCAUCCUCUGAAAUAGUGUGCAUAUCUGAUGAAGAAAGUAAAAUGCUCAAAAAUGUAAAGAAUAAAAAAGAAAAAAAGUCUAAGAAAGAAAAAAAAUCAAAGAAAUCAAAACAGGAUUUUUGUGAAAGCAGUGAUCAAAACUUCUUUAAAGAUAAUGGUUGCCAAGAAGCUAAUAAAAUAAAUCAAGAGCAGCAAUGCUCUAAACAAAACGGUGAUAAUGAUAUUACUGAAGAAUGUGAGAAUAUAAUAACAAUAUAUGACGAUGAUAAUGAAAUAAUGGAAAUUUUGGAACUAUCUGACAAUUCUGAUACUGAAGGAAAUUCAGUAUUAUCAAAGGAACCGACAGCUGCUGAAAUAGCUGCUCUUUCAGCCAAAAUAGACGAAAUAGACAAUGUAGAGAUUGGAACCAAUAAUAAAGAUACAUCUGAACCAGUAGACUAUGAUAAUGAAGUAGAAAACAUAUCAUGGCGAGAUAGGUACUUAGGUAGCAAAAAAGUAAAAAAAGUUUUAACAACAGCGAGCAUUCUUAAUGCACUGAGAAAGAAAAACAAGGAAUUAAAAACAAAGUUAGCAGUUGCGAAAAAUGCUAGCAAUGACAUUAUUCCACCAGCAGCCGAAUCAAAUGUUUUAAUUGAAGGCUCCAUUGAGCAUUUUAACACAUUACAGGGGUCUACUAAGUAUGUUGAUCCUGGAGUUAGUACAGAAGAGUGUAACGAAACUGAAGACAAUAGUGAAAAUAAAGUGACAAAAGAAAUGGAAAAAGAUGCAAAGCUGCUAUUGAAAAUGUACAAAAAAUUACUGAAAUAUAAUGACAUGAAUAAACAAAAAGAUCCCAGUAAAAAGAAGAAAAAGAAACAGAAAAAGAAUAAAGAUAAGGAAAAGGUAAAGAAUUUGGAAUAGAUCUUUAUGAUUAUUAUAAUUAUAAGAACAAUUAAAAAGUAAAGAAAUAUAAUUAUAAAACAAAGAUUUUGUAAAUAAUUCUCAAAAGAAUUUAACAAAAAAAAAAAAAAUAUUCGCAUACAGUAACAUUAUUGGUGUAAAGUUAGAUAACUUUAAAAUUAUAGAUAAUUUAAAAUAUAUAUAUCUACCAAU
Messenger RNA from Melitaea cinxia (Glanville fritillary), 2910 nucleotides. RefSeq lists its product as uncharacterized. The coding region runs from base 97 to 2718 and encodes 873 amino acids. The record is from RefSeq and is a predicted model, not a curated record. NCBI's taxonomy places the organism in Eukaryota, Metazoa, Arthropoda, Insecta, Lepidoptera, Nymphalidae. The transcript is spliced from 5 exons.